CCCUAGGCCAGCCCCCCACCCCUGCAGAGUGCCUGGUGAGCACCGAAGAUGGAGCCAACUGGGGGUGCCGCCCCCUGCCCAGGUCCUGAGGCUGCCUUGGGGGUGUCUGAGGCUGAGCCCAGCAGCACCUCCCAGGAGCUGCCCAGCACAGACCCGGGGAAGCUCCCAGCUUUGCCCGUGGGACCCAGAGCCCACCCAGGGUCCCCUGCAUCUGGGCCCCCGAGCAGCCAGGCCUCCGCAGGGGACAUGGAUCCCAAGGGACAGCUGAUCAGCAGCAGGAAGGUCCCUAACCGGGACAGCGGCAUCGACAGCCCAUCCUGCAGUGUGGCCGGGGAGCCGUUCCCGGGCCAGGAGGGCGGCCCCCCCGGCCUGCAGCCCGACAUCGACGUGGGCGAGGGCAGUGGUGAGGAGCCUGCCCCCGAGACCGGCACCCCCCAGACCCACAUGCCCGACGAGGCAGAGCUGGCCAAGUGCUCAGAGCCUCAGAAGUUGCUCCAUAUCGCUCAGGAGCUGCUCAGCACCGAGGAGACAUACGUGAAGCGGCUACACCUGCUAGACCAGGUAUUCUGCACCAGGCUGGCAGCAGCAGGCAUCUCUCCGGAAGUGACGACGGGCAUCUUCUCAAACAUCUCCUCCAUCUACCGUUUCCAUGGACAGUUCCUCCUGCCCGAGCUGCAGCUGCGCAUCCUGAAGGAGUGGGACACGAAGCCCCGACUGGGGGACAUCCUGCAGAAGCUGGCCCCGUUCCUCAAGAUGUACGGCGAGUACGUGAAGAACUUUGACAGGGCUGUGGAGCUGGUGAGCACCUGGACGCAGCGCUCGCCCCUGUUCAAGGAGGUGGUGCAGGGGAUCCAGAAACAGGACGUGUGUGGGAACCUGACGCUGCAGCACCACAUGCUGGAGCCCGUGCAGAGGGUGCCUCGCUAUGAACUCCUGCUCAAAGACUAUCUGAAGAGACUCCCUGCCGACGCUCCAGACCGCAAAGAUGCUGAGAGGUCCCUGGAGCUGAUCUCCACAGCUGCCAACCAUUCCAACGCUGCCAUCCGCAAAAUGGAGAAAAUGCACAAACUUUUGGAGGUGUACGAGAGACUGGGAGGGGAAGAGGACAUUGUCAACCCGGCCAAUGAGCUGAUCAAAGAGGGCCCCAUCCAGAAGCUGUCAGCCAAGAACGGUACCACCCAGGACCGACACCUCUUCCUAUUCAACAGCAUGAUCCUUUAUUGUGUGCCCAAACUGCGGCUCAUGGGCCAGAAGUUCAGUGUCCGGGAGAAGAUGGACAUUUCCGGCCUGCAGGUGCAGGACGUGGCCAAGCGCAGCGCAGCCCACACAUUUGUCAUCACCGGGAAGAAGCGGUCUCUGGAGCUGCAGAGCCGGACAGAAGAAGAGAAGAAAGACUGGAUUCAGGUCAUUGAAGCCACCAUCGAGAAGCACAAACAGAACAGUCAGAGCUUCAAGGCAUUUGGCAGCUCUUUAGGCCUGGAUGAGAACCCCUCAGUGCCUGCAGACCCCCUGACGCCGGGCGCCAACCCCGAGGAGCCUGUGGUGGUGGCCGAUGGAGGAGGAGGUGCUGUAGGGCCCGAGCUGAGGAGAGGGUCCUCUAAGACCAGGCGUGACAGGGAGAGACAGGGCUGCAGGAUCUGUGGCGACAGUUUCAAUUCCAUCACCAGGCGGAGGCACCACUGCAAGCCAUGUGGGGCGGUCAUCUGCGGGAAGUGCUCUGAGUUCAAGACCGAGCACGGCAGGCAGAGCCGCUUCUGUCGAGACUGUUUCCUGACCCAGCCCGUGGCUCCUGCCAGCCCCAGCCCCGAGGAGCCCGCUGGGUCCAAGCCCGGUGUGGAGGAGCUGAGCCCUGCGGACCCCCAGCCCAGCCUGCUGUGUGGCGCAUUGCGGGUGUCAGAGGACUGUGUGGCGUGGACUGAGGUGUGGGCCUCCAUCCCCGCGGUUGAGCCCCCGGAGCUGGUGCUGUGCCCGAAAGGAAGCAGCCAGGCUGACUGGCUGCCCUCGGCUAUUGCCCUCCCUGGCUGCCAGGUGAGCCCCGUGGGGAGCGUGGAGAGGCUGGACGCUGGACACGCCUGGACGCUGCAGCAGGCCCAGCAGGUCUGGUACCUGAGCGUGCCGUCAGAGGAGCUGCGUCAGCGCUGGCUGGAGGCCCUGAGCACCGCAGCCCGAGGGGACCCAGCCCAGGCCAGCCCUGGGGACCCACAGCCUCAGGCCCCCACUGCACCCUGA
Molecule: messenger RNA, 2229 nt
Organism: Sorex fumeus (smoky shrew)
Lineage: Eukaryota; Metazoa; Chordata; Mammalia; Eulipotyphla; Soricidae
Gene: FGD3
Product: FYVE, RhoGEF and PH domain containing 3
Biological process (GO): cytoskeleton organization; filopodium assembly
Cellular component (GO): cytoplasm
Molecular function (GO): metal ion binding; guanyl-nucleotide exchange factor activity
Source: RefSeq, a predicted model, not a curated record